UUUUGAGAAAUCACCUUUUUGAGCCACCGUUAAUGAAAAGCUUUUUAAAUCUGUGUGUCUCUCAACAGCUUUCCAGUAUGAAGAGUUGGAAAGACAUGCGAAAGGAGAUCCUGUAUCUGACCGCUGAUACGACAGGAUCUCCAAAGCAGGUGUACGAGGCCGUGUCACGAAUCGUCUGCGGGCAUCCAGAGGGAGGUGGCCUCAAAAUCAAGUCUCUCAACUGGUAUGAAGACAACAACUACAAGGCCCUGUUUGGACACCAUGGCAAUGACAGCGACAGCGAACCAGUCUCCACUUACGACAACUCUUCCACUCCUUAUUGUAACAACUUGAUGAAGAGUUUGGAGUCCACCCCCAUUUCCAGGAUGAUCUGGCGAGCCCUAAAGCCUCUUCUCAUGGGGAAGAUUCUGUACACCCCAGAUACUCCAGCAACACAGAGGAUCAUCCAUGAGGUUAAUAAGACCUUCCAGGAGCUGGGUGUCCUAAGAGACCUUGGUGGUAUGUGGGAGGAGAUGAAGCCCAAAUUUUGGAAUUUCUUGGAGAAUAGUGAAGAGAUGGAUUUAGUCAGGUCCCUGCUCCAAAGCAACGUCAGUGCAGCUUUCCUGAACACCCAGCUCAGUGGGAUUGAGUGGAGCGUGUCAGACGUGGCAAACUUCCUAUCGAAAGCGUCAGAGGAACGCAAGCCUGCAGGCUCCACGUACACCUGGAGAGACGUCUUCAACGAAACCGACCGGGCCAUACGGACCAUUUCACAGUUCAUGGAGUGUGUGAACUUGGACAAGUUGGAGCCAGUUGCCAAUGAGGAACGCCUGGUCAACAAGUCCAUGGGUCUUCUGAGUAAUCAGAAGUUCUGGGCUGGGAUUGUGUUUCCAGACAUCGCUCGUAACAACAGCACAGACCUGCCUCCUAACGUCAACUACAAAAUCCGCAUGGACAUCGAUAAUGUGGAGAGGACUAACAAGAUCAAAGAUGGAUAUUGGGACCCUGGUCCCAGAGCAGACCCCUUUGAGGACCUUCGGUACAUCUGGGGUGGGUUUUCCUACCUGCAGGACGUCAUUGAACAAGGAAUCACCAGAGCCAUCACCGGCACCAAGGAGAGGACAGGCAUCUACAUCCAGCAGAUGCCUUAUCCCUGCUACGUUGAUGACAUGUUCUUGCAAGUGAUGAGCAGGUCAAUGCCUCUCUUCAUGACUUUGGCAUGGAUGUACUCUGUAGCCAUCAUCAUCAAGGGCGUCGUGUACGAGAAGGAGGCGCGGCUGAAGGAAACCAUGAGGAUCAUGGGGUUGAAUAAUGGCACCCUGUGGCUGAGCUGGUUCAUCAGCAGUUUAAUCCCUCUGCUGAUCAGCGCUGGCUUGUUGGUGAUGUUAUUGAAGAUGGGAAACCUGCUGCCUUACAGUGACUCGGGCGUCGUGUUUCUUUUCCUGGGAUCCUUCGGCGUCGUUACCAUCAUGCAGUGCUUUCUCAUCAGCACUUUAUUUUCUCGUGCCAACCUGGCAGCAGCCUGUGGGGGCAUCAUUUACUUCACUCUUUAUCUGCCGUAUGUUCUGUGCGUUGCUUGGCAAGACUACGUGGGCUUCGGUGCCAAAAUUGUCGUGAGCGUACUUUCUCCUGUGGCUUUUGGCUUUGGAUGUGAGUACUUUGCCCUGUUUGAGGAGCAAGGAGUGGGAAUCCAGUGGUCCAACUUGCUUGUGAGCCCAAUGAAGGAGGACAGCUACAACCUGACCACCUCGAUCUGCCUCAUGUUGUUUGACGCAGUGUUGUACGGAAUAAUGACUUGGUACAUUGAAGCUGUGUUCCCUGGUCAAUACGGUAUCCCAAGGCCUUGGUUUUUCCCUUUCACACGGUCGUACUGGUGUGGAGAGAAAGAAAACAAAAACCUCAACACUCCUAUGUCGAAAAAGGGAAACGCUGAUGCUGUUUGCAUGGAGGAGGAUCCGAGCCACAUUGAACCUGGUGUUUACAUUGAAAAUCUGGUGAAGGUCUACAGCCAUGGAAACAAGCUGGCCGUAGAUGGACUGUCCCUGAAGUUCUAUGAGGGACAGAUUACCUCCUUCCUCGGCCACAAUGGAGCUGGCAAGACCACAACUAUGUCAGUCCUGACAGGUUUGUUCCCACCCACUUCUGGCACUGCCUACAUCCUUGGCAAAGACAUCCGCAGCGAGCUGAGCACCAUCCGACAGAACCUGGGCGUCUGCCCCCAGCACAACGUGCUUUUCAGCAUGCUGACUGUGGAAGAGCACAUCUGGUUCUACGCUCGCCUAAAGGGGCUUUCCGAGGAGCGGGUGAAAGCUGAGAUGGAACAAAUCGUAAACGACGUCGGCCUGCCUCACAAGCGCAAGUCGCGCACAAGCACUCUGUCAGGUGGGAUGCAGAGGAAGUUGUCUGUGGCUUUGGCGUUUGUUGGGGGCUCAAAGGUUGUGAUUCUGGAUGAGCCCACUGCUGGUGUCGAUCCUUACGCACGAAGAGGAAUCUGGGACCUGCUUCUCAAGUACAGACAGGGUCGCACCAUCAUCCUGUCCACUCAUCACAUGGAUGAAGCUGACAUCCUGGGUGACCGAAUCGCCAUCAUUUCCCAUGGCAAGCUGUGCUGUUUGGGAUCCUCUCUCUUCCUCAAGACCAACCUCGGCACAGGCUACUACUUGACUCUGGUCAAGAGAGAUUAUGACUUGUCCCUUCAGUCCUGCAGGAACUCUGCCAGCACCGUCUCCUACAGCAAGAAAACAGAAAAGGAGGACAGUGUAUCAGAGAGCAGCUCAGAUGCUGGCCUGGGAAGUGAACCAGAAAGUGAAACCACCACCAUCGAUGUCUCCCUCAUCUCCAACGUGAUCUUUAAGCAUGUUCCAGAAGCUCGUCUUGUAGAAGAUCUGGGCCAUGAGCUCACUUACAUCCUGCCCUACCAGUCAGCUAAAGACGGAGCUUUUGUUGAGCUCUUCCAUGAGCUCGAUGACCGACUCAUGGACUUGGGAAUUUCAAGUUAUGGAAUAUCUGAUACCACCCUGGAAGAGAUUUUCCUGAAAGUGGCAGAAGACAGUGGAGUGGAUUCUGUUGAGCUUUCAGAUGGAGUUGUACCGACCAGGAUCCGUCGGCGUCAUGCAUUCGGAGACCACCAGAGCUGCCUGAAGCCCUUCACCGAGGAUGACUUUGACUUCAACGACUCUGAAGGUGACCCAGAAUCCCGUGAAACGGACUGGCUUGGAGGAGCAGACGGCAAAGGCUCAUUCCAGGUCAAAGGCUGGAGCCUGAAGAGGCAGCAGUUUGUGGCUUUGCUCUGGAAACGAUUCCUCUAUGCCCGUCGCUCCAGGAAAGGCUUCUUCGCUCAGAUUGUUCUGCCGGCGGUGUUUGUGUGUAUUGCACUUGCGUUCAGUCUUAUUGUUCCUCCGUUUGGGAAGUACCCCAGUCUGGCUCUGCACCCCAGCAUGUACGGAGAGCAGUUUUCCUUUAUCAGUAAUGAUAUUCCUGAGGACCUGCACAUCAACAAACUACAGCAAGCUUUGACAGAAAAACCAGGCUUUGGAACGCACUGCAUGGAAGACAAGCCCAUACCAAAUACUCGCUGCAACGCCGUAGAAGACGAAUGGGCGGUUCCUCCAGUUCCUCAAACUGUACGAGACGUUUUCGACAAAGGCAACUGGAGCAUGGAGAAUCCCUCUCCGCUGUGCGAGUGCAGCUGCGGGAAGCGAAAACGGAUGCUGCCCGAGUGUCCCGCUGGGGCCGGAGGCCUUCCGCCACCACAGAUGAAGCUCAGCGACACGGACACUCUGCAGAAUCUGACUGGCAGAAACGUGUCCGAUUAUCUGGUUAAAACCUACGCUCAGAUCAUCGGCAAGAGCCUGAACAACAAGAUUGGGGUCAACGAGUUCAGAUACGGUGGAUUCUCACUGGGUGCCAGAAAUUCUCAGGUUCUGCCUCACAAAGAAGAAAUUGAUGUAGCGAUAGCACAGCUAAGGAGACGCUUUCAUCUUGACAGAGGAACUGCAGCCGAUCGUUUCUUCCGCAGUCUCUCCAGUUUUAUCCAAGGUUUGGACACCAAGAAUAACGUCAAGAUCUGGUUUAACAACAAGGGCUGGCACAGCAUUGGUUCUUUCCUCAACGUGAUGAACAACGCUGUCCUGCGGGCGAGCCUUCCGCCUGGAAAAGACCCCGCAAAGUUUGGCAUCACCGCCUACAACCACCCACUGAACCUGACUAAGGAGCAGCUGUCGCAGGUCGCUCUGAUGACAACAUCUGUGGACGUUCUGGUGUCAAUUUGUGUGAUCUUCGCCAUGUCCUUCGUUCCUGCCAGUUUUGUGGUUUUCCUCAUCCAGGAGAGAGUUACGAAGGCCAAGCAUAUGCAGUUCAUCAGUGGAGUGCAACCCUUCCUGUACUGGCUGGCAAACUUUGUCUGGGAUAUGUGCAACUACAUCGUUCCAGCCACUCUGGUGAUCAUCAUAUUUGUGUGUUUCCAACAAGAAGCCUAUGUGUCUUCCACUAAUCUGCCAGUGCUGGCCCUGCUGCUGCUGCUCUACGGCUGGUCGAUCACCCCUCUGAUGUACCCAGCCUCCUUCUUCUUUAAGAUCCCCAGCACUGCCUAUGUGGUUCUAACCAGCGUCAACAUACUGAUAGGGAUCAAUGGCAGCGUGUCCACGUUUGUCCUGGAGUUGUUCGGAAGCAAUGAGAUCGGUGGCAUUAAUGACAUCUUGAAGAACGUGUUCCUCAUUUUUCCUCACUUCUGCCUGGGUAGAGGACUGAUUGACAUGGUGAAGAAUCAGGCCAUGGCUGAUGCUUUAGAGAGAUUCGGUAACUAAAGCAAAUGUUCCUUUCAACCCCCGAGUGGUUUCGACAAGGGAGAAAAAAAUUUUCUAAAACAAAAAAACAAAAAACAGAAGCAUUAAACCAGUGGUGUC
Molecule: messenger RNA, 4883 nt
Organism: Austrofundulus limnaeus
Lineage: Eukaryota; Metazoa; Chordata; Actinopteri; Cyprinodontiformes; Rivulidae
Product: ATP-binding cassette sub-family A member 1
Exons: 32
Coding region: 33-4784 (1583 amino acids)
Biological process (GO): transmembrane transport; lipid transport
Cellular component (GO): intracellular membrane-bounded organelle; membrane
Molecular function (GO): ABC-type transporter activity; ATP binding; lipid carrier activity
Source: RefSeq, a predicted model, not a curated record